Messenger RNA from Adineta steineri, 963 nucleotides. Lineage: Eukaryota; Metazoa; Rotifera; Eurotatoria; Adinetida; Adinetidae. The record is from the annotation of a GenBank genome assembly.
AUGAAUGCAUCAAUAAUUACUUGGUUGACACAACGAUGGCGUUUACUGUUAGUAAUUCUAACACCAUUGGUUUUACUUCCAUUACCGAUUCUUAUUAAUAAUCCUCAAGGACGAUGCGGUUAUGUUGUAAUUAUUCUCUCCAUAUAUUGGAUUACUGAAGCAAUACCUUUACCAGUUACUUCUUUAUUACCACUGAUCCUGUUUCCGAUGGCUGGUGUUUUAACUGCAGAAGUAGUGGCACCCCACUAUUUCAAAGAUAUUAUUGCACUUUUUUUCGGUAGUAUGGCAUUCGGUUAUGCUGUCGAAUCGGUUAAUCUUCAUCGUCGUAUUGCUCUAUUUGUUUUAAGUUGGGUUGGCACGGGAACUAAAUGGAUUAUGGCUGGUCUAAUGGGAGCAACAGCAUUUCUUUCAAUGUGGAUAAAUAAUACUGCAUCGACAUCAAUUAUGUUGCCCGUAACCUUGGCUAUCGUCGAUGAACUCAGUGUUUAUAACAAAAAUUCUCUUGAUAGACGACAAAGAUUUCUUCUUGCCAUAGCUUAUUCAUCAUCUAUCGGCGGACUAUCUAGUUUAGUUGGUACUACACCCAAUAUUUAUCUUAAAGGUUUUAUAGAUAGUAAAUACAAUGGUACUAACUUUCGUAUAAACUUCCUCAAUUUUCUACUAUUUGCUUUACCGGUUGGAAUAUUAAUGCUUAUAUUCUGUUGGUUAUGGUUACAGCUGUGUUAUAACAGAAAAGAACUAUUUCAAUGUCGACCUUCUGUUGAAACACGUAAAUCUCAAGUUAAGCUGAAGGCAUUACUAACGAAACAAUAUAGAGACCUUGGACGACCGAAAUGGAGUGAACUCAGCGUAGGUAUUAUAUUCAUUAUAUUGAUUGUUCUAUGGAUAACAACCCAUGUCAUACAAACCGCUUUAAAACCGUCAGUUAACCGCAGUUUACCGUCCGCUUCAACGCCCAUUUGA